Messenger RNA from Folsomia candida, 1339 nucleotides. RefSeq lists its product as uncharacterized. Lineage: Eukaryota; Metazoa; Arthropoda; Collembola; Entomobryomorpha; Isotomidae. The record is from RefSeq and is a predicted model, not a curated record. Bases 1 to 909 code for a protein of 302 amino acids. The transcript is spliced from 4 exons.
AUGAACAGAGACUAUGGAGACGACGUGUGUCCCUAUGCGACCUUCCAACUUCCCGAGAACCCCCCGACCCGCCCCUUCCUCACGAAAGGGCUGGGCGGCAGUGGGGGUUUCCACACGGGGGACACGCUCCACAACGUGGGAAACGUCUACUCCGGACCCUACCACCCCGUCCAGUCGCAAAAUUCCAUGGCCACGCUUUCUUUCCAAGAUGCCGAACACCUGAAGUCUGGCCGAUUAAGCAGCAAAGUUGGUGAGGACGCGGAGGACGCUGAAGUGACCAAAAUCCUGGCCAUGCACAUGCCCCCACUCGAGUAUGACGCCAUCGGCGCAAAUGAUGGCGAAAUUUCGCCAAAAUACCUCCACCCCCACAACCAAUACUUAUCCCACCAGAACGACUACGUUUCGCAACAGCAACGGCAACAAAUCAUUCUUCAACAACAACAAUAUCAAGAACAACAAUUUGGCACGUUUAGACGCCGAAACAGACAAGAUCACGUCCCCACCUCGGAAGAACUGGAGUCCUCCUCUUCCUCCCUGGACGAGGAAUCUUCCCCCACCACGGGUCGCACCUCAGGUCGCGCCACUUACUGCGCGGGGCGCGCUCGCCACCACAAAAGUGGUUACAAGUCCACCUCGGGAUCUUCAAACAGUGGGGGCGGCGGCGGAGGGCAAAUCAUCCCGCGCGUCCGGUCCAGCUCUGGGUACUCCUCGCACACUGAGGAGACUUCUUUCACCACGAGGGAACAACCGCCCCCAAAAUUUUCGAAAAACGUGGAGGAUCAGCCUUUUCACGGAAAUGACGACGUUCCUGAAGUGAACGGGUUUCCAAUGAAGCGAAAUCCGGGAAAACAAGAGAAACAAAGACAAAGCCGAAGUAAAAAUAAAGGAGACUUCCAUAUCGAUGUUUGACAAGAGUAGUCGGGCAGGGUGCCGGAGAAAGUUGGAUUUACAGUGUAGUAAAAGUCCAGGAUAAUUAGGAAAUUCAGCUUAAAAUCGCGGUGCGAUUGCUACAUUUCCUCCACUGCAAAGCAAGAAACGCAAGAAAUGCGAAGUGCAAGAAACGGAAAAAUGCGAGGUGCAAUAAACUGCAAGAAAUAGCGACAUCAAACCACGCGCCGUUUGAAAUUUGGCGGCAAGUCAAGUUUCUUGUGCCUUACAUUUCUUGCAGGUCAAAAUAGCUGCAAAAAACACUUUUUGCCGAUAUUUUCUUGUGCGUGGUUAUUUUCACCCACUUCCAAUUUUGGUCGGAAUUUAAUUAAUUCCGGUAAGAGCGUGGUUAAACUGACUGUGUUUAACAUUGUCUACUGUAUGAAUGGAUUUAAAAUAUUGAAAUUAUCAA